GCCUUCCCGGAGCCGUCAGCCGCCGUCCUGCCCGCUCCUCUUCCCUCCCAACUAAGGGAAUCAGCUCGUCCCAGCGGGGCGAAGACCCCAGGACUCGGGCCCGCCGUUGGAGUUUGGGCAGAAUUCCCGCCGGCCCCGGACUUUUCCCAGCAGUCGUCGGGCAGAGCAUGGCUCCCUGGGCCUCCCCUUGCAUCCUGGUAGCGGAUUAAAGAGAAGCCCGUUGGAAGCUGGCAUCAGGGCGCUGAGAGGUGCGUGCCAACGAGCUCACCGACGUCGCCAUAGAGCGAUGGGCACGGGCCCCCCAUAGUGUCGGCUCCGACCCAGACCUCCGUCCGCCCGUCCCACUUCCGCGUGGACUCGGAACGAUCCCAGGAUUCGCCUGCAAGAUGAGUGACGCCAUGUGGAUCUCCCUCAGCCCCACGGAAUUCACGCAACUCCAGCAAUAUUCUGAUUAUUCCACCAAGAAGCUGAAGGACGUUUUGGAAGAAUUCCACGGAGAUGGAGUCCUAUCCAAGUAUAACCCGGAACUGCCCAUUGACUAUGAAGGAUUCCAGCUCUUCAUGAGGACGUAUUUGGAGGUGGACAUUCCUGAGGAGCUUUGUCAGCACCUCUUCAUGUCCUUCAAACGCAAGACCUGCCAGCCGUCACCUGACUCCCAGAGGCCCAGUUCCAGUAUUUCCCAAAUUGAUUCCAAGUCUCUGGAUACAGGGAUCUCCAUCCAGACUGAAGUAGCUUGUGCUCCUGUUACAGGGAUCAAUGGGAAGACACUCCUCAGUGCCAUGGGCAGGCACACGCCUGAAGCCAAAAGCUCCUCGGGGAACCUCUCGGAAUUGCAGCCGGCAUCGCUCGCCCCAGCGCCCAUGUCCAACAUCAGCAUCAUGGGCAAUGUCUCUCCAAGCUGGUCCAGGUCAUCCUCCCAGAAGUCCAACGCUGGUACCCCUUCAGCUCAAAACUCCUCAGGUUCUUCCAAGAUCUCCUCGGGGUCGCUCCUCAGCCCACAGUCUCCAGGCUCGAGGAGCUUAGAGAAGAAGAAAACCUUUAACCUUCGAAAGAGUCACAACUCCCUGAAAGCCGUCUCUCUGCAUCCUCCUGCCCCGUCGACCCAGGUGGUCUACCUGAAAGACAUUGUUUGCUACCUGUCGCUUCUGGAAAGGGGUCGGGCUGAGGAUAAAUUAGAGUUCAUGUUUCGUCUAUAUGACACGGAUGGUAACGGCCUCUUGGACAGCUCGGAGUUGGAUCGGAUAAUCAACCAAAUGGUCCACGUCGCAGAGUACCUGGAGUGGGAUGCGACAGAGCUGCGGCCCAUUUUGAAGGAGAUGAUGGAGGAAAUUGAUUUUGACCAUGAUGGGACCGUUACUCUGGAAGAGUGGAUCCGGGGGGGCAUGACCACCAUCCCUUUACUGGUCCUACUGGGAAUGGAGACGAAUGUGAAGGAUGACGGGCAGCACGCUUGGAGACUGAAGCACUUCAAAAAACCGGCCUAUUGCAACUUCUGCCGCACGAUGCUUCUGGGAGUCCGGAAACAGGGCCUCUGCUGCUCAUUUUGUAAAUAUACAGUCCACGAGAGGUGCGUAUCCAAAGAGAUCGCGGCAUGCAUCAGCACUUAUGUGAAAUCCAAAAAGAACACCCAUGUGAUGCAGCACGCGUGGGUCGAAGGAAACUCCCCAGUUAAAUGCGACCGGUGCCACAAAAGUAUCAAAUGCUACCAGGGUAUUACUGGGCUACACUGCGUAUGGUGCCAAAUCACACUUCACAACAAAUGCGCCUCCCACAUGAAGCCAGAGUGUGACGGCGGACACCUCAAGGACCACAUUCUACUGCCUUCCUCCAUAUGCCCCGUCGUCCUGGACAGACAGUCUCACACUCGGAAAUCUGACAGUGACUCGCCAGCCAGUACCAGUCCGGAUGACCCCUGCUGCCAGGCCUUCAAAUUCAAUACCACCACUGUGGAUGGGCAUGGACUGCAGAUCACCCCCACUCCGGGCACCCAUCCUCUGCUGGUGUUCGUGAACCCCAAGAGUGGAGGGAGACAAGGAGAAAGAGUCCUUCGGAAAUUCCACUACCUUCUCAACCCCAGACAAGUUUACAACCUGGACCGCGGGGGCCCUGCGCCAGGAUUAAACUUUUUCCGUGACGCACCAGACUUCCGUGUGCUGGCCUGUGGAGGGGAUGGGACUGUUGGCUGGAUCUUGGAUUGCAUUGAUAAAGCCAACCUGCUGAAACACCCGCCGGUAGCCAUCCUGCCUCUGGGGACAGGGAAUGACCUUGCGAGGUGUCUCCGCUGGGGAGGAGGCUAUGAAGGUGGCAGUCUGCUGAAGAUCCUGAAGGACAUCGAGCACAGCCCUGAGGUGAUGCUAGAUCGAUGGCGUAUCGAAGUCAUUCCCAAUGACAAGGGGGAGAACGGAGACCCUGUUCCAUACAGCAUCGUCAACAAUUACUUCUCCAUCGGUGUGGAUGCAUCCAUCGCUCACAGAUUCCACAUGAUGCGGGAGAAACAUCCUGAAAAGUUCAACAGCAGGAUGAAGAACAAGCUGUGGUAUUUUGAAUUCGGCACCACCGAAACUUUCGCUGCCACCUGCAAGAAGCUCCAUGAUUACGUAGAGAUUGAGUGUGACGGGACACUUCUGGACCUGAGCAGCGCCUCUCUGGAGGGCAUCGCUGUGCUCAACAUUCCCAGUAUGUAUGGAGGCUCCAAUCUAUGGGGAGAGACCAAGAAACAACGCAGCUACAACCGGAUGAGCAAGAAAGGGCCUGAGAAGCUCCACUCCACCGUGGUGACCGACGCCAAGGAGUUGAAGUUCUGUGUCCAAGAUCUCAGUGACCAGCUCCUUGAAGUAGUGGGACUCGAAGGAGCAAUGGAGAUGGGACAGAUCUACACUGGACUGAAGAGCGCUGGGAAAAGACUAGCUCAGUGUUCCUCUGUGACUAUCAGGACCACAAAGCUGUUACCCAUGCAAGUGGACGGAGAACCCUGGAUGCAACCACCCUGCACGAUUAAAAUCACUCACAAAAGUCAAGUGCCCAUGCUCCUGGGACCGCCGCAAAAGAGCAGCUUCUUCUUCCUCAAGCGAUGGAACCGAACCCGAGACUGAACUGAGAACCCAAAUCCCCAGCGAACCAAGGACCCGGACUCUUCACACACAUACACACACACACACACCUCUCCUCCCCCUCCCACCCUCCUCCCCGCCCCCCAUCAGCCAAGGCGAGAGACCCCGGGAGACCUUCGUCUCUUCCUCUUUCCAAACCGCGUUAGAGUUGGAGUGGGCACCACACGCGGCAUCCGUGCGAAAUAGAGUCUCGGUUGCCAGCUGGUUUCCAGCGGUGUGGUUGGCUUGCGUUUAGGUUGGGGAAACAUUCCUGGGAGGUGCAGAGCGGAUGGAUAUAUGGAUUCAGGAACUGAGACGCCCCUUCCGACCAGCUCCGCCGUUCCCUCGUCCUAAGAUGAAGGGACCUCGAAAUCAGAACGAGCAAGCUGCGGGGUUUCCAUCCAGGCUGAAAUCCUGAGCUGGGCCAAGAAAAACAGUUCCUGCACCAGGGAGCUCAGACAAAGCUCCAUCUGUCCGGAGACAAAAUGGCCUGACUCGAAGGGAACAUAAUCUCGGGGCCCAGUGCUGCAAAUCCAAGCCGCUUCCUUCGAACGGCGACGCCUCCCUGGAGCUGCCUAGCGGGUCGGAGUGCGGCGAACGCCGAGUUUCCCUCUUUGGCUCGGCUUGAGCUGUCAACAGCCACUGUUUCUUUCCUGCAGCUCCUCCGCGAUGGUUCUUACUUAGAGAGCACCCACGGGAGCUGGGUGCGAAACCGAUCCCCCGGCACCCUUCGACGCGGUUUUUGUUUUCUCGGUUUUAUGAACCCCCGGAAGGGGAAAAGGUAGAAUCGGGUUUUGGUUUUCCAAUCAGGGGCACGACUCGGAGGUGAAGCCCCCACUUGGAUCUGAAAGUGUGUUUCUUGUUUGAGGCUCAAGUCCUGGUGGCGGGCUGCUCCUGGAGACGGGAAGCCAAGGAAAGAGAAAGUUCUUCGGGUUCGGAUCCCAGAGCGAACCCAGGCCAGGCCUGGAACACACGGGACAGAAUCGAUCGGUCUCUUUGGGGCUUCUCCCGGUCUCCCCUGGGACUUCUCUGUGUCUUUAUUUAUGUAUUUAUUUAAAGAUGGACUUCCUGAAGGAGAAGAAAUCAAGUCAAAGGGGAAGAGAGGUGCUUGGAGAAGGAGCGAGAGGCUAGCUAGUUUUAUCAGCGGCUUAAUAAAAAUCAGGACCCCAGUUUAUUGUCAUGGGAGGUUUCGGUCACAGUAAGAUUUUCGGUUUGGAGGUGGGCUUUCGCUCUGAUGCCCGUUCGGCAGCAGGUUAGGGCUCAGGGCCGAGGCUGAAAUUCACUCCCAACCUGCGGUCGAAGAAAGGCGAGGUGGGGCCGAAAAGUUACUUGCAGCUUCUGGAGUUGAAAGAGGUGGUCUCGGCUUAUUGGAUCUCUCUCAGCGUUUCCAGAAGCUUCCACAGUGGAAGGAUGAGAUUGGUUGGCCCUCCUCAGUAAGGAUCCAGGCCAGGUAAAGCCAUAGUGGUGCAGGUUAGGACCAGCCGAGCUGUCUGGGUAAAGUGUCAUUUCCACCCAGCUUCUUCCUUUCCCAGUCCUCUCCCAGCUCAGCUCUAAAAAAUGAUUUUUUUUUUCCUGGAUCCCUAGCAUUCAUUUGCACAGGUCACCGUCACUUGUCCCUAGCAUGAAGAGGAGACACCUGCUCUAUUCCUAGCAUAUCCCUUACUGUGAAUUUUCCAGGAGCCUCAUCCUGGCUGACUUUCGCCAACCCUAACUAACACAGUGGUUGUCUGGGUAGCAUGGCGAUGUAGAGUCUCCUCACGCCCCCGUUGUCUGUGCUUUUGAAGAGCGGGCUCAGUUCAGGAAAGACCAGGUAGGGCUUGGAGUGGCAGGGAAUCGUUCCAGAUGGGUAGGGAGAGUUUUCCGAUCUGGUCCAUCAUGCAGCCGGGGGCCUAGGCCGAAAGAUGAGGCCUGGACAGUCAGACUUGGAAGGAGAAGCCUGUUGAAUACUCUCUCUAGUGAAGCAUUGUCCACAUUGGCAGGACGAUCUGCUCCUGAUAUGACCGAGAGGCAUUCGAUCAAUCAAUCAAUCGAAUUUAUUGAGCGCUUCCUAUGUGCAGAGCACUGUACUAAGCACA
This is a messenger RNA of Tachyglossus aculeatus (Australian echidna), 5164 nucleotides long. It is a transcript of the gene DGKG, whose product is annotated as diacylglycerol kinase gamma. Gene Ontology annotation, cellular component: plasma membrane. The transcript is spliced from 26 exons. The record is from RefSeq and is a predicted model, not a curated record. Gene Ontology annotation, biological process: diacylglycerol metabolic process; lipid phosphorylation; intracellular signal transduction. Bases 387 to 3092 code for a protein of 901 amino acids. Gene Ontology annotation, molecular function: calcium ion binding; ATP-dependent diacylglycerol kinase activity. NCBI's taxonomy places the organism in Eukaryota, Metazoa, Chordata, Mammalia, Monotremata, Tachyglossidae.